Cricetulus griseus (Chinese hamster) is the source of this 462-nucleotide messenger RNA. The record is from RefSeq and is a predicted model, not a curated record. NCBI's taxonomy places the organism in Eukaryota, Metazoa, Chordata, Mammalia, Rodentia, Cricetidae.
AUGGCAGACGACACACGGAGGCAAAGAGAGUCCGUCUCUCUCACACCUGUGACUCAUGGCCUGGAGAACAUGGCGGCUGAGUUCUUGGAAAGCAUGGAGGAAGGCCAGCUCCCACAGGGUAACUCAAGCCUGUCUGAGGGUAGAGACAUCUGGGACAAAGCAUCGAAGCCCAUCUCCAGAUGGAGGAGUCUACAGCUGACGGGGCGAGCGAGAAGCUUCUGCAGGGAGCACAAGCAGCUGUUUAGAUGGGUCCUCACAGGCUUGCUCUGUACUGCGUACAUUGCUUUCUUGAUCACCGCCUGCCUCCUGGACUUCCAGAGGGCCCUGGCGCUGUUGGUCAUCACCUGUGUGGUUCUCGGCUUUCUGGCCUAUGAUCUGCUGAAGAGACUUCUGGGGUCCAGGCUGAGGAGGUGUGUGAAGUUUCAAGUCCAUUCUCGCCUGAGCCUCUGGCUGAAAAGGUGA